This is a messenger RNA of Pocillopora meandrina, 5499 nucleotides long. The record is from the annotation of a GenBank genome assembly. Lineage: Eukaryota; Metazoa; Cnidaria; Anthozoa; Scleractinia; Pocilloporidae.
AUGAAAGAAAACAAGACUGCAAUGCAUAAAAAAAAGUCUUCCAUCACUGAUGACCGAAAAACGAGCGUUGCCAAAAAUCCCUUUCUUUUACUGGAAUUUGACGAGGAAAAUUACGACUCGAGUGCCGAACCAGUCUCGAGCGUCGACGAAAUACCGGAAACAUCUCUGACCGCACCAGUGCCGCCAAACCAGUCUAGAAGUGGCGGAGUUACUUUUAAAAAAGUUGCCAAGGCCAUUACCAAACAAAGGAAAUGGUCCACGGUACUGAAGGUGAGUUGCAAAUCACGGCGUCUUAAUCAGACUUCGCCUUACCAAGACUAACAAAGAAUUUAUUUAUCGGAUCAACGCGAUCCGACAGUUGUGGUUCCACCUAAACACUUUUUUUUGCCUAUUUUUGUAAAAUACUUGGAGCCAGUUCCACAGUUAGCGUGAGUAGUAGUAAUCCUGCAAUAUCUGAAUGCUAGGGUAUCUUUUUCUGCACACUGAGCUAAGUCAGGUAGUUAAAGGCACCUAACACCCAACUCACUGAGAAUGUACUUUAAAGUGAUUCAAUAGGAACAUACCUGAUGAUAUAAUCACUCAAAAAAAAAAAAAAAAAAAAAAAAUAAUAAUAAUGGGAUCAGUUAUCAGUGGACAUUCUACGAGCUGGCUCUUCAUGUCCACUGUUUCCAGGUCGAUUGGGAAACGAUGUACAUUUAUGCUGAAAGUCGUGAAAUGCGACUUAACUCGUGCAAAAAUAUAAUUUGGUACAUAUUGCCGAUGGCUGGUUUGUUCACAAAGUAAGGAGGUAUGAGACAGCCAUAAUUUUUGGCGUGCAUGUAUUCAUCACCAAUCAACCCUUUUCUCAAACGCGUAGUUUCAGAAAAAGGAACCUUUUAUUUUUAUUAACCGAAGUGAGAAGAAACAAAUCUAGAAAUUAAAUCGUUUUUGGGCAGGUUUUUUUAAAGCAAUAUAUUUAAGUAGUCUCAGCGCUGUACGGCUCAAUCGACCUAAAUCACGUAUGGUCUGAUUUUCAUGCUGACUUUCCCGUUACAGGAAGUACGUCAAUCCGAUGACCAUACUCGUGCUCGAGGAUUUGUUGCUAAUCCCGAAGACGGAGAAGGACGUCUGAGUUUCAAUGUUAAUGGUAAGUUAGCUGACCUGUAGUUAACAACAUUUCAGGCUCAAAUACCCCCACUUUCCAAUACUACUCCAAUUUCCUAUAUUAACUGUAUACUAAGCGCCAUGCGAUUGGUCAGUGGCUAUGAUCUAUUGGAGUACAAACUCUAGGAUAACGUAAUUUAAAAUUGUUUUCAUUUUUUUGUUUUGUCCAACAUGACGCUCAAGUUUGAAUAUGUUUUUAAGAUUUUCACCAAAGAAGGGAAGGCCUCGCAGAGAGGUAAUUUAUGCUGUUUAAGCGCAAGGUAUAAUAGGAAACCGAUAUCCAAAGCCUGUUGGUGCUUUCAGAUAUACCUGGACGGAUACAAAUCUCCGAACAAGAGGGAGGAUCCAUUUUAAGAACUAUUUAUUUCUCAAAUCAGUGAAAAGUUGGUUUUUAAUUUUCCAUCAGUAUUCUUUCCCUUUUUUAUCUUAAAGCUUUUAAAUCUCACGUCCAGUCUUGUGGCUUUUUAUCACCGGCUGUGAAGGAAACACUCAGAGCUCUGUCCUGGAGUAGGACCGAAGAGGAAGUCGAAGUGGUCUUGCAAGUUGUGAAAAAGUUGAAAUGCUUUGGCCGCUAUCCUAUGUACGUCAAAAGGGAACUAGCCAAAGUAUUGUACUACGACAUGUUUGAGAAAGGGAGGGUGGUCAUAAAACAAGGUUAGUGUAAAGUGAUUGACUCUCGUGGGGCACGGGGGAGGGAAGGAGGGUACUUAUAGAAAUUUUAUACGGGGAUCAGUGCUCCCCUUCUGCUUUAGUUCAUAACCCUUUGUGUAUACAGGGGGUAAGUUUCUAAAGAAACUGUGGUGCUGCGUCGGUGGGAGAGUAUAACAGGGUAAUUUAGUAUUAUCAGUUGAGUUGAUAACAUAAACUGGCCAUCGUAAAGGGUUUCAAUGCUGACGUUUCGAGCGUUAGCGCUUCCUCAUCGCUUUGACGAUUGCAAAAGCGUUGACACCUAACAACAGUUCGGCAGUAAUGAACGAUGAGACCCAACGGCUUCAUCGGUACGCAUUUACAUGAUAACCACAAUUAGUUGCACGUUGUAUAUGACAGAAGCUACCCACGCUUUCCUGAAAGAAAAAAAUUAUCAUAAACAACGAUCAUGAAUAAUGAAUACCACUGAUUAUGUAACUGUGCAAACAUUUUCCAUAGAGGCAUUAGGUCUUAUCAUUCAUUGAUCGCGUUUUUUAGUUGUCAACGUAUUUGACAUCGAGUGUAUCGUAAAAUUCUUCAUGACAAUCUCUCGUAAGCUUAGAUGACAAUCACUGGAACCAGUUCCAUCCUGGAGUAUGUCAUAAUGCAAAUGGGAGGCAAAAACAGGCAUCGUUUGGGUUACGAACGGAGCGUCGGAAAUUAACUUUUUCACUCAACUGAGCUUUCCUCCAAACAGACUCGAUGGAUUAGCAUUUUGUUUGGCACCUGGUUAUUCACUAACCCCUUUAAUCCGUACUCGCUACAAGGUGCUCAGUUGAAAAACUCAGAUUGACUGUUACUUAAAUAUUUCUUUCUUGCCUUGAUUGACAUCGCAAAGCAGACAUGGACUGGUUUUCCCGUUACAGACAAUGAGUGCGGUCCUUAAAAUCGGCUAUCGCUACUUCGGAGACUCAUGUUUUCAAAUCAUUUUCAAUUUGUUCUCGUCUGUCGUAAUCGAAAUAAUAUAAUAGUGUGUAGUUUGUGUUCUAAACAUCAGUCAGAUCUGCUUUUGAACUUAGUACGUUUAGACUAAUAGCUUUGAACUAGACAGAAGUUAAUUGUUUAAAAACAAUGUACUUUACCCCCGCGUUUGUUCUUUAGGACACGUUGGUGUUUCUUUUUAUUUUAUUGUGUCCGGUUCAGUGAUCGUGGAAAGAAUGGAAGAAGACAAAUUCACUGGUGAACAACAUAAACAGGUCUGUCAAAGGAAACUUCUUAGUAUCAAAUUACCGGGAUAUAUGCCCUCUCCCCCCGUCACUUCCCCAUCCCUCUGUUGUAGGCUCAUACAAUCCAAAAAGCUAUUUCACUGACGAAGUCGUAUUCCUCUGGUGACCCUCUUCCCACCCCUUAGUUGACUUAACACUCUAAUGAUGUCCCAUUCUCCCUGCAGUAUGACAAAUUAUUUUAACUUCCUCAUCAAACACUGGGAAAAGGGGAAAACCUUGGUUAUACACGACUGAAGACCUGAGAUCAAAGUCUGACCUCAAAUUUUUAUGACUAAAGGAGGUAAUUUUUUUUAAGAAACUUCGGUAAUGCGCCGGUGGGGGGUGAUGUAAGAUACUUUGGUUUUAUCAAUUGAACUGAGUUGAUAACAUAAACUGUAAAGAGUUUCUAAAGCUGACGUUUCAAGCGCUAGCAGCUUCGUCAGAGCGAAUCGCCGGUUACAGACAGAGUACUUAACUCUGUGUGAUAUUCUUAGAAGUCGGAUUUCUUGCUUAAUUAUGAUUGAAAUUAUCCUCAUAACAGGUCGUGGGAGAAAUGGCAGAGGGAGAUGCUUUCGGAGAGCUUGCUUUGCUUCAUAACAUAAGGAGAACAGCCACUAUCAUAUGCAAAGAAAACUCGGAAUUCCUGAGGGUUGACAAGCCUGACUUUGAUGAGGUCAGCCAAUUAUCAUAGCCUUUGUUUCUUGAAUUAAGAAAUUGAAAAAAGAAAAUCAAACCACCACAUCGGUUUCGUAAAAAAAAGUCAGCAAAGAGAACCAGAGAUUACGAAAUCACUUUUGUUACAAUCGUGAUCAACAGCUUUCAUUAUGAUUUCAUCCCUUCCUGUUUCUACCCAUUCCUUGAAAGAUAGGUUCACAAGCCGCCUGACGUAGGACAGAAGUAUAUUUAUAUAAAAAAAGUUUGACAACGGCCGAAAAAAAUUUUUUGGCGUAGGUUUGGCACUUUUUUCAGGUAACUCAUUGGCUUUGCUUUUGGUUUGUUUGUUUCCUCUUCAGGUUCUGAGAAACAGUCAUCAGAUCGAGUGGGAGAGAAGACUGUCCAUACUUAAUUCUCAACCCAUUCUAAAAGAGUGGGAAAAAACUGAAAUCAGAAAUACAGUUGCACAUACAAAGAUCAGAGAGUUUCCUCCAAAUACGGUAGGUACUGCUAUGUCAGCUGGGAGACCAGCCUCGCCUCAAUGCAUUUGGCGUACACUUGGGAACGAAGUACAAGGACGGGGGACUAUUUACAAAUGCGAAGUAUGAGGGACAAUUGAAAGCAAAAGUAACACAAUACCUUUUUCCCUUGCGCACCCACUGAGUUUUUAGCUAAGAGAAUGGAGAGACAUCUGUGUCAGAAGCAGUUUUAAGAGCGUGCUUGUGAUUUGUAAUUUGCACUUUGAGCGAUAUCCCAAAAUGCGGCUACGGACGUAUAACUGACAGGCUACCAACAGAUCACCAGUUGGCCUUUGCAAGUCUGUUGACCGUUGGCCAACAGUCAACCGCUGGCCAACAGUCCACCGUUAAGCAGCCGACUUGUGAUAGCCAAUUGGUAACCUGUUGGUAAGCUGUCAGUUUUAUGUCGGUGGCCUGUUGGUUAUCUGUUGGCCGACGGGUUUUUUCAGGGAGUUGUUCUCCUCAAUUACCCUACACAGAACACUGUUGAUUUGUUAUUUAUUUUAGGUUAUUCUGGGCGAUAUGGACGUACCUGCUGAUGACGUGUACCUCAUUCAAUCUGGAAAAUGUAGAGUAGUCAGAGAGAUAACAAUGAUCAAGAAAGAAUCGUCCUUUGGUAAAAUCCAGCUGAAAUUACCGCCCAUUAACUUUAAUGAAAACAACAUUGACAACAAUGUAAAGGAACGUGUAGUCAGAAAGUUUCUCAGUGUACAUAUGUUAAGCAAAGGAGACUUCUUUGGAGUAGGUGAGGAUUUGAAGAAGACUUUUAUCAUCUCAGUUGGAAGGGUGAGUGAAUUAGAGGCAGAUGGAAAUUCUAUAGCAUGGCUCAAAACUCUGUGUAAGCCGUUGCAAGAUUAGGAUAUUUCUACUGGAUUCAUUUUGUGAUGGGAAACAGAAUGUCCAAUCAACAUGUAGGUCAGUUAAACACCAAUAAAACAUAUCCAAAGUUUAGUUUUAGUACCCUAGAAACCUUGUUCCUGUGUAAAAAAUGAAUGUCAGAGUAAAAUUGUGGCCUCAAUGUCCAACAGGUACACUGUCUGCUGAUUAGUCAACUCAUCUUCAUGAAAAAGGAGAGAGGAAAAAGCCUGGAGGCCAUGAAACAGGGAAUGAACCAAGCAUUUCUAACUCACAAACAAGCAUUCAAGACUUACACUGAUGAUAGAGACUGGAAAAUUUAUAAAAAGAAACUUGUUGAUGAAAUUGUGAGGAGAAGAAAGAGGCCACAUUCUACAACAUAUGACGAUGUUCCUAUUGUUGUGAGAGUUGAAAACAGCCACUACUUUGAAAAAUAA